This is a messenger RNA of Aphanomyces astaci, 4872 nucleotides long. RefSeq lists its product as hypothetical. Bases 1 to 4872 code for a protein of 1623 amino acids. Gene Ontology annotation, cellular component: plasma membrane; voltage-gated calcium channel complex; voltage-gated sodium channel complex. Gene Ontology annotation, molecular function: voltage-gated sodium channel activity; voltage-gated calcium channel activity. The transcript has 15 exons. The record is from RefSeq and is a predicted model, not a curated record. Gene Ontology annotation, biological process: calcium ion transmembrane transport. Lineage: Eukaryota; Oomycota; Saprolegniomycetes; Saprolegniales; Verrucalvaceae.
AUGACAGUGGAAAAGGCGGCCAUAGUUGCGCCUGUUCUAGACACGAUGGCAUCACCCAAGCCAAGGCGAAGCGCAGCAAAGAACCCCAACAACUAUCCCGCCAAAACACUGGGCAUAUUCACACUACAGAACCGGUUUCGACGAGUAUGUAUGCUGGUCAUCGACAGUCAAGGCUUUGGCCUGCUCAUUAUGCUUACGGUCUUGAUCAACACAUUCGCCAUGAGUUUUGCAAACUACAACGACCCCGCUGCAGGCACUUCAGAUGCAGACACGGACGCGUACACCAUUGAUAUGAUUGAAAGUGCCACGCUGGUGGUGUUUAUUGUUGAAGUAUGCAUGAGAGUCGUGGCGCAAGGCAUCACCGGCCGCAAUUCGUACUUUCAAGACAACUGGAACAUCUUGGACUUUAUCGUGAUAUUAUCAGGUAUUGUGAUCUGGGGCUACCACGAAACGUCAAGCUUUUCGGGGAUCCGAUGUCUACGUAUUUUGCGGCCCCUUCGUACGCUGCGGUCGUUCCCAGGACUGCGCACUCUGGUCAACUCGCUCUUGUCAGCACUGCCAGCUCUCGCCAACGUGGCCAUUCUGUUGUGCUUUUGCUACACUGUGUUUGCUAUCCUUGGGAUGGGCAUAUGGAGUGGCUUGUUGCACGGACGCUGCCGACUCACCGAGUUCCCCGUGCGGCUCAAUUUCUCGGCUGCCGAUGCCCCAUGGAACCACGCGUACCCCGACGACAAUUGGGUUCAAACGGUACUCACCAAUCCGGAACGGUUCAAGUGCCACGACUCGUGGGACGUGGAUAGUGUCUGGUCAAGUCCUCAGAGUUGCUUCUGGCCGCUUGACCCGACAGACACCGUCGGGCAGCUUUGCGGCGCGCGUUCGUGCCCAAUUGGCACCACAUGCGGCUCCAACUACGACCGCAAGGGCAACCCCCGGUUCCAGGACAUCACUGUGAACGGCAAAGUGGUGUUUUCGAUCACGACCGAGGCGGAUUUCACGGCCAAUUUGAACUUUGGCCUCACGUCGUUCGACGAUGUCGGCAGCAGCCUCGUGAUUGUGCUGCAAACGGUCACUGCGUCGGGGUGGAUGGCACUGGCGGGCAAUACCCAAGACAGCUUUUCGUGGUUUGGGGCGGGGGUGUACUUCCACCUUGUCCUGUUCAUUGGCAUGUGCUUUCUCCUGCAGAUCAACAUGGCCAUCAUGGUGUCAGCUUUCGAAGUGACCAAAGUGACGACCGCCGCCGAUAUAACCCAGCCCCCCCUCGAGGCCUCGUUUUCGACAAAGCGACGAAUGAUCUCGACACUCCCACUGGGCUUGCGCAUCAAGGCCACACAAUUCCAAGCCGACCUGUGCAACUCGCCCGUGGGACAAGCGUACCACGCGUUCCGACGGCGGCUGCUCAAGAUCCUCUCGACCAAGGGAUUCCAUCGCGUGAGCUUUUGCUUCACGCUGGUCAAUAUCGGCACGUUGGCCCUGCACCAGCACCCCAUGCCGCCGGGGUUGAGUGGCGCGUACCUUGAAAUCAUUCAGUUUGUGUGCCUUGUGUACUUUGUCGCGGAGCUCGUCAUGCAAAUGUCUGCGCACGGCCCUCGCAAAUUCCUUCAGUCGGGGCUGAACGUGUUUGACUUUGUGUCGAUUGUGAUUGGCGUCGUGGACAUUGUGAGCAACCCGCCAGCGUUCAUUGACGGCACCGUGGCCAACAGCAACCCGUUCAUUGCAUUGCGGGCGUUGCGUGCCGUGAAACUGGCGCAGUCGUGGCGGCCGCUGAAGCGACUCAUGCUGGCCAUUGGUCGCACCAUGAGCGAGUUUCUCAACUUUUUGUUCUUUCUCGUGGUGUUUGUGUACAUUUUCGCGCUGCUUGGCAUGGAGCUCUUUGCCAACAAGUUCUAUUUUGACAGCGACAACAGGCCGAUGGCCAACAACGGGACGCUGUCGCCGAUCUUCCGGCACCGGUCGCAUUUCGACACGAUCGACGCGGCGCUGUUCACGGUGUUCCAAAUUAUCACGUACGACAACUGGCCGAGCGUCAUGUACGACGGGUGGCUCGUCGUGGGGGUGGCCUCCCCCGUGUACUUCAUCAGUAUCAUCGUGCUGGGAGUUUGGAUUGUCAUGAACAUGUUCUCGGCCAUCACGGUCAACUCGGUCAUGGACGCGGUCGAGUCGGACCCGGCCACCGAGAUGAAGCGGUCGUUGUCCAAAAUGCGCUACUUGGAGCGCAGCGUGAGUCGCCUCGAGAUCGGCGUCGCGUCCAAGAAGAUACUCCCGGCCAAGCUCAAGGACGACUACGCCAUGCGCACGCAGCACCCGAUCCGGUUCGCGUGCCUCCAACUCACGAAAAGCAAGGCGUGGACGACGUUUGUCAUCUUUGUGAUCGCGACCGCGUCCAUUCUCACGGCAUUUGAAACCCCGUUGAUGGACCUCCACGUGGGCAUUGGCCAGCUCAUGGACGACUUCAAUCGCAUGUUUGCCGUGCUGUUUUCGAUCGAAAUGGCCGUGGAGUUGACCGCGAACGGCCUCGUCAAGUACGUCAAGGACCCCUGGAAGAUUUUGGACGCCUUGAUCACGGGGGUGUCGCUCAUGUCGUGGACUGGGGGCCCCCAAGGCCAAGGCCCUGGGGGGUUAAACUUUGGCGUGAUUCGGUCCUUCCGAUGCCUUCGCGCGUUGCGACCGCUGCGCGUAAUCAACCAGCUCCCGCAGCUCAAAGUCGUCGUGAACACGCUCUUCCGUUGCGUACCGGACAUCGGCAAAGCGCUGCUGUUUCUGCUGUUCAGUUUGUUCAUGUUUGGCAUCGUCAGCGUCUUGUUCUACCAAGGCGGGCUCAGCUCGUGCUCUAUCAGCCCGUACAAGUACCUUGAAAACCCCACCUAUUCGCCGCUGCCGCCGUGGUUUCCGCCGACGUACGCUGGGAACUUCUCCAUGGCCGACCUCGAGCAAUGGGACGUGAUGACCUUCCCCAAGCCUUGGAAGGACAUGGCCGACGCCACCAGAGACGUGAUGCAGACUGUGUGGACAUCCUCGUGUCCGUUUUCGGCGGCGGAGGCGGCAGACGCGACCUUUCAGCCCACGUCCAAGCAAAUGUGUUUGUGCUUUUCGCUCCAGUGGGAGCGCGUGGUGCCCCAGAGCUUUGAUAACGUCAUCGUUGCUAUGUCGUCGUUGUACGAGCUCACGACCAUGGAAGGGUGGGCGAACGUUGCGUUCGCCGCCGCCGACUGCACCGGCAUCGACAGCCAGCCACUGCCCAACUAUUCGCCCGUGAUGCUCGUGUUUUGGGUCGCGUUUAUGGUGUUCUGCGCAUUCUUCAUGACGAAUCUGUUCCUGGGCAUUCUCUGCGACAGCUUCAUCCGGGAAAAGUACGGCGGGUUCCUCACCGACGACCAGAUCAAGUGGGUCAACUUCCAGCGUAAACUCAUCGCGAUCGAGCCGCUCGAAAAGAUCCCGCGGCCCACGGCACCGCUGCGCCAGUGGGCGUUCGACCUCGUGCACUGCGAGCCGUUCGACAUUGGCAUCACCGUGGCUAUUCUGCUCAAUAUGGUGGCGCUGGCGAUUUCGUACUUUGGCCAACACCCGACGAUGGACCUCGCGCUCAACGCUAUCAACUAUGCGUUUUCGAUGGUGUUUCUCUUCGAAGCGGCGCUCAAGCUGUUCGCCGUGGGCCCGCGGCAGUACUUUAGCCGCGGGUGGGACCGAUUCGACUUUUUCAUCCUCAUGAUCACGAUCGUGUCGACGGUGCUGCCGUUUGUCGGGUCGGACAAACUCAACCUCGGCGGUGGCUCCAUGGUUGUACGCGUAUUUCGCGUCGGUCGCGCGCUGCGCCUGAUCAACAAGGCCAAGUUGAUGCGCAGUCUCUUUGACACGAUCAUCAUCGCGCUGCCGGCCGUGGGGAACGUCACGGGCUUGCUCAUGCUCAUGUACUACAUCUUCGCGGCGGUGGGGGUCCAGCUGUUUGCCAAAGUCGGGUACGGACCGAACCUGCUCAACCGCCACCAGAACUUUCGCACGUUUUGGCUCGCGCUGCAGACCCUCAUCGGGUUCUCCACGGGAGAGAACUGGGACAACUUUAUGUGGGAAUUGUAUUCCGUUACCCCAGAGUCCAAUCCAUCUUGCGUCGAUCCUGCGUUCAACAGCUCCAUGUGCGGGUUCAACGACGACCUCGAACUGUGCGAGCCACUGGAUGGCUGUGGAUCGUGGAUGAUAUUGCCCUUUAUGUACCUGUUUGAGCUCGUCGUGGGUUACAUUGGGUUGAACCUCUUCUCAGGCAUUUUGGUCGACGCGGUGGCCGACGCAGACACGGCCACGUCGGCGGUGGUGAUGGAUCUGCAAGAUUUUGCCUUAUUGUGGUCUAAUUAUGACCCGAAUGCGUCGUGCCGCAUCGAAUUGGACCAGCUUACGCUCAUUCUCAAGCAAAUGCCACCCCCUUUGGGGUAUAAAGGUCUUCCCGGAUACUCGUUUCACCGUGUACGAAAAGAACUCGGAACCACGGGACUGAUGGUGUACGACGGCAACUUUGUGCAUUUCCGCGAAGUGCCUCGGGCGCUGGCCCUUCGAACCGUCAGUCGGGGCAAUCAACACACGUUUGCUGAGCUGAAUUUGAUGCUGGAUGAUUUGGGCAUUACCAAGGAUUUCCAUCGGGCAUGGAAUCGGCGGUAUCGCAAGGGCGCCGACACCCUCGUGCGGAUGGAACCGACCGCCCCCAUCCACUUGCAUGUGGCGGGGCUCGUGAUUGCAGGAUGGCAUCGCCGGCGCAAACGGUUCCAGUCUCGGCAAGAGUCGGUGCAGGCACUGGACGCAGUAGAUCAAGUCAGGGAGGUUCUGCACGACAUGUGCAACACCAUUGCCACCGCUCCUACGACGACUACCUCGUACAAGGCGACGUAA